AUCUUCAAUCAAGAAUGCCUAUUCUCUCAUGUGCAUUCUCAUUGUAAACUAAAAGUAUUAGUUACUUCUCAUUUUUUCAUUCGUCUGUGUUGAGCACGUCCGAUAUCUAAAUAAAAUGGCUAGAGGUUUACGGAGCAAGCGGGAGAGGCGAAACCGCGCCGCCAUUCGUGACAAGCGUUCGACAUGGCGCAGAGAACAGUUGGAAAAAGUCCUGAACUCCAAAGACACUCCUGCGAUGCCCGUUGAGAGUGUUUCUGUAAAAGAUGAAGACAUGGCUGUCCCUGAUCCAGCGGUGACUGCAGCAACUGGUGCAGUGAAGGGUGAGGAGGCAAUGGGAGUAGACACCAAGCCCAAGCAACCAUACAUUCACUUUACGCACUCAGAGCGCAAGCAUAUGAAGAAGAAGAUGAGGCAUCAAGACGAGACGAAGCGCCGCAAGGUCAUGAAGAAGAUCAUGAAGACUAAACUGAAGACGACCAAUGUCACGUAAUAAAGAUAUAUUUAAAGAAGUGUGACGGGUUUGGUGAGAUGAACAAUUUCAUGAGGGACUGCUGCAUCUCUGGCUCUCUCUCUGCGUUUGUGUUCGCCGCGCUGAGUUAUGCUUGUAGAUUCGGUGGAGUGACGGCACGUUGCGUGCUUGUUGCUCGCUCAUGUGCAUUGUGCUUCCGUGGAGUCAGCAUUGGCUUGUGUUUGGUGGGCGUAGGGCUGGAAUCCACACACCGACGUCAUUGCUUUCCUAUGGCUGCGUACGGGGUGAUCUGGUCACCAUGGUCACCGCAGAUUACCCCUGAUGGUGUAGAGGAGUGCAUUGUGACCAGCCACGAGUACUCUAGUACGUUAUGCUGUCAUCGCAGUUGAUUUUAUGCAGAGCUCAGAUACGCCAGCGUAACAGAAUAGUGUGAUUGAGCACCCCUUAUCGCUCACUAUUUGUUUUCUGUCUUCCCCCCCCCCCCCCCCCCCCCGGAGUAAGUUUGUGUGACUAAGACUCCAAGACUGGUGCCAGGUCAGGUGAGCCCCACAAAGGCACAAACCCAUGCGCUCUUGUGCUCAUUGUUGCUCAGAGCAGCCUCUGGUCUCCUGUCUGGUAUUGAAUUCAACCACCCUUCCCGCUA
This is a messenger RNA of Sycon ciliatum, 1112 nucleotides long. RefSeq lists its product as uncharacterized. NCBI's taxonomy places the organism in Eukaryota, Metazoa, Porifera, Calcarea, Leucosolenida, Sycettidae. The transcript is spliced from 2 exons. The coding region runs from base 116 to 490 and encodes 124 amino acids. The record is from RefSeq and is a predicted model, not a curated record.